AGUGUCUACGUACUCUGUGGUUAACAUCAAUCCAAAAAAUUGGUUCAAGAACCUGAGUAUUGUUUCGUUCGCGAGUUUUUUGUGGUUGAAUUGUUUAGUUUAAUAAUUAUAAAAGCAAAACCAUCAAACAUGUCUUCAGCGUGUUGUGGUACUAAGAAGCAGAAGAUGAACAAUUCGUAUAAUGGUAUAGAUCGACCUUUAAAUGGGUACCAAGACUCAGUGGCUAUUCCUGAUAUGUGUUACUUUUGUUUCGAUGUUUUGUAUUGUCAGCUGCAUAGUAUGGACCCUCCACAAACGCCAAAUUUUACCAACGAUUCCUACCCUUUGUUUGUAACCUGGAAGAUCGGGAAGGAGCAUCGGCUGCGAGGCUGCAUUGGGACAUUCAAUGCCAUGCAUUUGCAUUCUGGCCUCCGCGAGUACGCGAUAACCAGCGCCCUUAAGGAUUCCCGCUUCUCGCCCAUCACUCGCGAGGAAGUCCCCCGUCUCACGGUCUCCGUGUCCAUUCUGCAGCACUUUGAGGAGGCCGAGCAUUAUCUGGACUGGAAGCUGGGGAAGCAUGGCAUCAGGAUCGAGUUUAUCAGUGAACGGGGGUCGAAGCGGACCGCUACUUAUUUACCACAAGUUGCUACUGAGCAAGGUUGGGACCAAAUCCAAACAAUCGACUCGUUGCUCCGCAAAGGUGGCUACAAGGCAGCCAUCACCGGUGAGAUGAGACGCAGCAUCAAGCUGACUCGCUACCAAUCCGAGGAGAUCUCUGCCUCCUACAGCGAUUACAUCAGCCAGCGCUGCUAGCACCGACCUCUCCGUCCCCGGGGCCCGGUGACUCACACCUCAUCUCAGUUGCCCCGGAGGCCUAUAUACAGUUCACCACUUUCUAGAGGUUAUGAGAUGGAAAACAGUUUGACUCAUCUAAGUGGUUAUAGUGCUAAGUUAGUAUCUAAGUGUACCCUAGUGGCAUGAUCAGAUUGUGUUCAAAGUGAACGCGCGUCUUAAACAACACUGCCAUCGACAUUCCGAACACUAAAGUUUGAGUAAUGUGUGUGUGAGUUAUUUUAUGCUAAGGCGGCGGUUUGGCGGGAAUGGUUUUAAAUUGGAAUGGAAUUUUAGGUUAUCAAGUACAGUAAAUGCAAAAGGUCAUUGACGGAGCAUGUUGCAAAAAAUACAAUUACCAAAUGACAGAUACGUACAAAUGGUACAAAUAAAGAGAAAAGUUGAAUUAUUGAAAAGGAAAGAGGUCGAUUGUUUGACUUUUUUUAGAUUUUCUGAUAAGAAUAUUAAUAGAAUUUAUUAUAAGAAUUAGGAGCGAAAAACUAAUUUUAUACCAAUUUUAAAGUGCAUCUAACUCUCAUUAUAAUAAAAAAAACGAAGGGGCAUAAUAGUGGUUGAUAUGCAUCAAAUUGUCUCAAAAUAUGGCCCAGGAAGUGGUCUACCCCUUUCCUUUUAAAUAAUUCAACUUUUUUCUUUGUACAAUUUGUACGUAUCUGUUAUUUCGCAAUUGGUCCGCACUUAUAAAAUCAAAAUGACACAAUUUGGUGCAUAUCAAACACACUAUGCCCCUUCGUUUUUUUUAUUUUUAGGCUUCCGUACCCAAAGGGUAAAAACGGGACCCUAUUACUAAGACUCUACUGUCUGUCUGUCUGUCCGUCUGUGUGUCACCAGGCUGUAUAUCAUGAACCGUGAUAGCUAGACAGUUGAAAUUUUCAUAAGAGUUAGAACGCUUAUUUUUCGCGUGGUUCAACUGGUACAGGUUGCGAUUGCGACAAUUUAAUUGUUUGGUAUUCUCAAUAGUAACAUAGAGUAACUUAUACUAGACCGGUAUGUACUGUCAUAGUAAAUUUUGUAACCCCAGUAAAUUCACUGCCAUCUGUCGACACACUUUAAAUCUAAAAAUGAAGAUUUAUAAAAAUACGAUAAAAUGUAUUUAAAUAUGGAUAAAUGUUUUUUUUUUUAUUUGCAUUAAUUAUUUUUAUGAAUUUGACCCAUGUUCUUUCACUGAUAUGCGUUAAAAUUGUUAAAUAACAAACGAAACCGUCAACGCCAUCUAUACGACAGUAGGCCAAAGCUAGUAGCGCCCUCUGAACGAGAAUCAAAUUUUCGUGAUUUUCGAGGCACGUUUUUUCCUUAGACUGUAUCCAUCUAUUACGGAGUUAUAUCUAUCUUUGAUAGUAAUAAUAUCUCAAUGAUGUUAGUAUUAUAAACUUAGAAAACAUUCCCGCCAAAAUCUUAAGCCGCGCCGACACGUUUGGCCACUUUGACCGCAAUAUUGACAGUGUUGACAUCUGUGGUUGCAAUAAAAAAAAAGUUACACGACGACCGCGUUUGUUUCUUUCUGACGCUUGAUUCAUUUCAUGAGUUGAAAAGAGACAAAACUGAACCCGCUUGUUUAAGUAGUUUUAUGUAUUGACAUUAUGAGAAUUAUGAUUGGAUUUUUUUAAAAUCAUGUUUUUAUUCCAAAAUUCGACUUCAGACAAUAAUGUAAGACGACAUAUGUAACUAAUUUGUUACUAUAGUAUUUUUCAAACAGCUUGGGUAUGGUGACAGAUGUCAUCUCAAUACAAUUACCUAUGCGAGAUUUUGCGUUAUAAGGUUAUAAAUUGUAAAGGUCUUUCUUCGCCUUUUACAGUGUAAUAAAGUUUAAAUAAAAAAAAAAUAACCGGCCAAGUGCGAGUCGGACUCGCACACGAAGGGUUCCGUACCAUUACGCAAAAACGGCAAAAAAAUCACGUCUUGUAUGGGAGCCCCAUUUAAAUAUUUAUUUUAUUCUGUUUAGUAUUUGUUGUUAUAGCGGCAACGGAAAUACAUCAUCUGUGAAAAUUUCAGAGAUACAGCCUGGUGACAGACGGACGGACAGCGGAGUUUUAGUAAUAUGGUCCCGUUUUUACCCUUUGGGUACGGAACCCUAAAGGUGUAUGGCGAUGACAUCUAUCACCGUACCCAAGCCGUUUGAAAAAAAACUAUAAAAUGACAGUAAGAUUGCCCCAACUUGUCGGUUUGAUUUGCCAUUUUAGCCCCUUAAAGCCCACCAAACAAAAAAAUUGAAAUUAUAGUGAAAGAAAUAUGGAAACUUAGCGAUUUCACUCACGUAUUUUUAGUCACUCGCGCGACAUGUUUCGGAGAGCCUAUGUCUCCAUAAACCGCUGAGUUAGUUAAGUUAAUAUGUCUCACAAUAGUUUAAAUUCGAUGAAUUUAUUAUAUUUUGAAAUCGAACGAAACAAAAGAAAUCUAAAAUUUGCCACUGAAAUUUGAACCUAUACUGUAGGAAAUAGAGUUGAUUUUGCGUUUUUAGAAAAUUGAACGAAACAAAGCAAAAGCGACCCUGUUCCAAUUGAAUAGGGGUUAAAUCUCAUCGAACUGAAGAGGUACUAUAGGUAAGACCUUGGGCCUUAGGAGGCUAAAGCAGGAUGAUUGGGUAGAGUCCUGCGCAAGUCAUUACUUGUCAUACGUUGAUGUAAUUAUGACGUUUAAGGGUCCCAAGCUCUGUUAUCCAUACAAACGAGAGAGAAAUAUCCAUACAAUCUCAUUUUUAACCGAGUAGCUAGUUUGAUCUGAAACUUAGUGCUUACAGUAGGAUAAGGUAUAUCUAUGUCUGUAAUUAGUUUAUGUAGCUUCAGAUACCAUAGUAAAAAAAAUACAGCGAAUUUAAGUUUUUCAUACAAAACUUGUUUUUGCUCUAUUUCGUUUGUUUUAUAAACUGGAGCUAUAUAAACUAAUUACAGACCUAGAUAUACGUCAUGUCAUUGUAUGUGCAAAGUUUCAUUACAAUCCAACACGUAGUUUUAAAAUGAGAACGAAACUCCGUUUGUAUGGGAUGAUGAAAUUCGGCCGAGCUUGCCGGGGACUCUUAAAUGACAUUUCUGUUUGGGCUAUCAAAACCGCUGCUAACUUAGCUUGGUCUAAUACUAGUAAAUGGGACAACGGAGCUGUUAUUUUAGUAUCUGGGUUAAAAUAAUUGUAAAUGAAAAUCAACAUUUAGUAUUUACAAAUCCCUAUAAAUAUUUUAAUUUUAUGAACUAACAGGUCGAUUUGCCAAACCGUGAUCUGAUGAAUGAUAGAAUAUAAAUAAUAUCUGUGUUUUAUCGAAUUGAUUAUGUAUGGAUAUGAGAUGAUACAGUACCGGCCAAUAAUAUUAUUUAUUUAAAUAUAUUUACACGGCAUCACAGCAUAGGCCAAUACACCGAAUAAUUAAACUACUUACAGGUAUACAAAUUACAAAUAUAUAUAAAGUUAAAUACAUAUAGUCAUAUUAAGUCAAAUGCAAGUGCUGGAAAGCCUAUCAUCCUUCAUCUCAAAACCUCAGACACUCCUAUAUAUCACCUUUGAGUGUUUUUGUAUAUUUGACUAGUCAUUUUAUACAAAUAUAUGAUGAAUAUUGUAAUGAAAUACUGUGAAUUACAAUAGGAUACUCAGCAUGUUACUAAAAAAAAGUAGUAAAAAAAUGAAGUUAACAAUACAUUUAAAAAAAACCUCUAUGUAAAAAUCAUUACAUGAGACCAAUUUUUCUCAUCGCCCGUACAAAAGAAUACUUCUAGAUUACCUAAAGCAUUGAGGUGGAAGUCACUCACAAAUUUAAAAAAAAAAGUUAAGCCGUAAAAACAUGGAGGUGAUAUAUUAUCGGCCGGUACUGUAUAAAAGAAUUACACCUCGAUAAACAAUAUGAAUGAAUCGAUCUGUAGCUUGUGAAUAUAUAAUUUAUUUUGUUAUAUUAAUCAUUAAGGGUUCAUCCGUUAAUUACGUCACACGAAUUUGGAGGUUUUUUUUAUCCCUCCCCUUCCUUGUCACACUUGGUGACAUUUGGCAAACCCCUCCCCCCCUGGUGUGACGUCACAUUUUUGCAAUGAAAUCGGCAAAUCGAAUUAAGUAUUAUUGAUAUUUUAUCAAAAUAUUUUUGAUAAAAGAAAUAUUAGUAAUUUUAUAACCCAAAACAGAUUAGGAAAGAAAAUUAACGAUUAAAAAUGAUUAUCGUUCCAACAACUUGUUAUUUAACUGUACAGCGAAUAAAAUAAUUUUAAUAAGUUAAAAUGACGUCACAAAGUGUGUGACUCCCCCCUCCCCCUUGUCACAACAUGUAGCAUUUUCUUGACCUUCCUAAACGUGUGAUGUAAUGAGGGCUAACGCGUAUGAAUUCGCCGCUAGGGGCGCUAGUGUAGAUGGUGGUCUUUUCCAUACUUCGAAAUGUCACUUGUCACUUCAAUAACUGACAGCUGUUCUUUAGUCUUUUGGACCACCAUCAACAGAGGCGCCAACUGGUGAGCAAAAAAACGAUAGCCCUCAUUAAUGGAUGACCCCUAAGGGUGUCCGCUAUGCGUGGCCGGGUGCAGUUGUUGUGCGGCCGCACUUGGGUGCGGGUGUAGGUAAAAUCCGUCUGGCUAAAAAGAGUAGAAAUUAAAAAGUGGCAACACUGUAGUGUCGUCCCGUUUUCCUUAAAUUGAUUUGAAAGGGACGACGCUACAGUGUUGCCACUUUUUAAUUUCUACUCUUUUUUUGCCAGACUGUAGCAACGCAUCCGCAUCAUUCAUUCAUUCAUGCGGACACCCUAAAGGCCCCAACCAAAUAAAAUUUAAUUCCGCACGUUAAACAUAUCUCUGGCUUCUUAGGUGUAAUGAAAUGAUAUGUUUCUUCUAUAUUUCAAAUGUUAAUACAAAAUUUCACGAACAACGCUUUUGUCAAAAAUCCAGCAUGUUAUAUUCCCUUUUUUUUUCAAAAAAAUAAAAAAUCAGAUACAUACAGGAUGUAACAAAAAUAGUAGGGCAUAUUCGGUAUCGUAUUCUAAUUAGGAAAAAACAGAAGAAAAACAUUUUUUGACGCGAAAAUUUUUUUUUUCUAUGGGCAUUUCGUCCAAGUCGGCCUUUAUACAAAGGCCAAAAAUUUUUCGCGUCAAAAAAAUUGUUUUUCUACUUUUUCAUAAUCAGAACACGAUACCGAAUAUGCCUUUAAACGGAUCCCCACUGUUUUUGUUUAUCCUGUAUACAAUUAUAAUUAUGAAAAGAUUUUUAAAGGUUGAAUCAAAAUUUUAAUUCAAUUAGACGCUUAAAAGAAAAAUAUUUUACCUUAUCAUGUUCAGCUUGCCUAAAAUAAAAAUAAAAUACAAAAACAAAGGUACUUAUUAAAUUAGAUGAUAUCGUUAACUAUAAGGUGAAGUUCUUAUGCUAAAGUCACAAGAAUAUAGGAGUGUACAGGUUUUUAAAGGGUCGGCAACGCGCGUGUAAUAUCUCUGGUGUUGCAGGCGUUCAUAGGCUACGGUAACUGCUUACCAUCAGGCGGGCCGUAUGCUUGAUUGCCACCGACGUGGUAUAAAAAAAAAAAAAUAUUACUAAUAUUAGAUUAUCCUUAUACAGGGUGAUUUUGUUAUCUCUGAUCAAACUGAAGGGGCCCACUGACUGUCCACCGGACGAUAUCGGCCUGUCAGUUGUUCGGAACUGCCAAAUUUUUGUUCUAACUGACAGGCCGAUAUCGUCCGGCGGACUGAUAGUCAGUGGCCCCCUUGAGGGGUGAAUAAGUAGGUCAUACUGAACAACUUUUACUAUGGGGUCAAGCCUGCAAUCCCAAAAAAAAAUCUCGUACAUUUCGGUGAAUCAGAUCAGAGUAUUCAGAAGUCAAUGUUUUUUAUGGAACAGCUAAGUUGAGUUUGGUCAGAGAUAAUAAAAUCAUCCGGUAUAUCAUGCAUUAGUUUUGUAAUGAGAAAAGUAUAAAAAAAGGAAAUAAUUAUGAAAGGAAAAAAAAGUUAUGAUUAUGAUCGAUUUGUUAGGGCGAUCCGCCAGUUAUUUGUAUAUCGAGUUGUUAUUUAAAUGAAUUUAAGUAAGCAUAAGUAUGGUAAAUACACAGGAUGAAUUUUUCAAUGAGUCAAUGAGGGUAGCUAUAGAUUCCGUGCUGCUACGUGAAUACGGUUUUAGGAAAAAAAAACCCGACUGACAAGUUAUAUUCACUGGUUUUGAAAAAGUGAGUCAGCAACGAAAUCGACAGUUUUGUCGUUUUUUUGCACGGAACUUAAUCAAAUAAAAAAGCUAAGUCACUUAAGACCAUUUUCGCGUGGCAGGAAUCUGACCCAUUUAAAAAUCCACCCAGUAUAACGCUUAUAAGAAUAGGCAUAUAAGCGUUAUACUGGGUGGAUUUUUCAAAUUCAAUUGGGUGAAAUUCAAAUUGACAGAAUGACGAAAACCUAGCUAAGUCCUAUGACUUGAUGGUUAUGAUAUUACCUACACAAAAUACUGAAUUGGGACAGAAUUAUACUUGGUUAAAUUUAGGGGAGUGUACAGGUCAAGUGUAAAAAUAUGGGUGUAUAUAACUUACUCAAAAAUAUGUUCCAUAGUUCUUAAUUCGCUGACAUGAGAGCUGUGGGACAUAUCGUCGCUAUACUCGCUCAACGUCAUAUCUGCAACAAUCAUUUGAUGGAAAUGUCGCUUUUCUUUCAUUCGGAAUACGGGUGUUUUUGUCAUCAAAUGAGUAUUGCAGAUACGAGGUUGAGUAAGUAUAGCGGCGAUAUGUUUGAGUAUGAUGUGUGCACCCAUAUUUUUACACUUGACUGUACAUAGGUACAGUCGAGUUCACAAAUAUCACACACACACACCAACCAACGUUCACAAGCCAACGUUCCAAAAAUAUACACGACUUAAUUGUCAGUGUCUUAGCGCCACUUGCACCAUUCCACUAACCCGGGGUUAACCGGUUAAAUCGUUAACCCAGUGUCAAAUUGCACUGGUAACCAUAGUAACUCCAGGUUUAACCGGUUAACCCCGGGUUAGUGAAAGGUGCAAGUGGCCCUUAAAGAAACUAUUAACUAAAUUAACAAUUUAGAAACAAGGAUAGAUAUCCGCGAUUCCGGGCACUCACGGCCUUCCGCUCAGUGAGCUGCUGAGCUGCGUUCGGAGGACCUGAACUCACGGGCCUUAACAGUGUUUCUUUAAUACCAGUCUUUCAGAAAACUCAGUAUUUUAUGUGUAAUGUACAAAGGAGUGUAUAAAAUUGUAUUAAUAUCACAGAUCAAAAUAGCUUCUUUUAAUGGUCGCUAGAAUUUGCUGAACUUAGGUUUCCUUAGCUUAGGGUGGCUUAGGGCAUUUAGCGAUUGUAUGUAAAAGGCCUGACCAGAUCUGAAAAUUGUCUCAGUAUGAAAUCAGUGGAUGUAUUAGGCUCAAUUCUGAAGCCCCAAUUCCCGAAUAGAUUGCUAGAAUGUAGUGAAACAUUAUAUUAAAUGUAAGUAUUGAAUAUGGAGAUAUAAACUCAGUUUCAUCAUAGAGAAAUAAAAGGAAAGAGUGCUAAUAGACUGCGGGCCAGGAGCACAUAUCGUCAGUCAUCGCCUCCCGGCCGAUACUUUGUCAGAUGAUAGUUUAGAUGCUAUCAUGAAUUAAAAAAAUAGUCGGCCGGUUGUAUCGCGGUGGAAAGACAG
Cydia strobilella is the source of this 8380-nucleotide messenger RNA. RefSeq lists its product as uncharacterized. Lineage: Eukaryota; Metazoa; Arthropoda; Insecta; Lepidoptera; Tortricidae. The transcript has 4 exons. Bases 130 to 792 code for a protein of 220 amino acids. The record is from RefSeq and is a predicted model, not a curated record.